AUGGAUCGUUCGGAUGAAUUCACAUAUUUAUGUAAAAAAUGUGACAAGAAUGUUAGUUUUACAAAAAGGGAAAUAAAAUGUAAGGACGCAUUUCUCAUUAAAAGUAGCAAAAUAUAUACAAGCUUACUUACUAACUGUGAUUACAUAGAUAAUAAUACAUUAGCACAAUAUGGUUUAUUUUUCCGGCGAAGUAAAUAUGUAAGGGAAAAAAAAACAAGGAUUAAAAGUAAGGAUAAUUUACUAUAUGCUGUAAACAGAAUAUCAGAUGAAAUCAAACUUUUAAAACCACAAACAGAAAUACAUAAGCAUGUUUUAAACUGCUUAAACAAUUUGCUAAACAUAUUUAUUGACAUUAUUAAUAAAUAUGAGCAUAACUUAAGUAGUUAUCACUUGAAAUUAAGCAAGUACACAAAUUUUUACUUUUACGAUGUGAAGAAUAUUAAAUACAACUUUGAACAUCUUGACAGACUGAAUUGCUACAUAUAUUCUGCCAGUUCUUGUGAUAGUAAAUUCAAUGAACCCAGUGUUAAUUUUUUUCUCCCUGCUGGUUUCACGUCUCACCAUGUGACGCAGACAAAUUAUGAUCGUUCAAACAAACUUGUUAGUAACAAUGGACAGUGCUCAAAAGACUAUACAGAGGCCCUCUCAAGAGGGGUAAACCAUGUCGAUAGUUACACAAAGGGAGGAAAUGACAAAAAUUACAACUUUGAUGAAAGUGGAAAACAAAUGUUCAUGCCCAAUAAUGAUAAUAUGAAAGAGCCAACUUUAAGAAAACGAAGAGACAAGAAAGUUACAUUCGACACGUACGAUUUUGUAGAAGAAGAGGCGGAAAAAAGUAAAAGGGAAUUCAUAUCAAAUAACGAUAACUAUGGACUAAAUAAUAAUCAACAAUUAGAGUUUAAAAAAUAUGUGGACUUGUUUGAAAAGGAAGAAAAUACAUACAUAAUGGAAACCAAAAAAAAAAUAGCCAAAAUAAGCAACUUAAUGAACAUAUUCGUUACGAAAAUAUAUGAGCAAAAUGAAAACUUGAGUAUGAUUGAACAUGUUGUGGAAGAAAGUAUAGAAAAUGUGUCCCAAGGAAAUAUCUAUUUGAAUAAAAUUCAAAACAAGAAAAGCAUGAACUCGCUCUUAUUUUUUGUUCUUAUAUGUACCUCUAUUUUUUUGUUUAUAUUCGAUUAUUUUAGAUAA
Messenger RNA from Plasmodium gonderi, 1188 nucleotides. RefSeq lists its product as hypothetical. The transcript has a single exon. Gene Ontology annotation, biological process: retrograde vesicle-mediated transport, Golgi to endoplasmic reticulum. Lineage: Eukaryota; Apicomplexa; Aconoidasida; Haemosporida; Plasmodiidae. Bases 1 to 1188 code for a protein of 395 amino acids. Gene Ontology annotation, cellular component: endoplasmic reticulum; SNARE complex. The record is from RefSeq and is a predicted model, not a curated record.